Molecule: messenger RNA, 1530 nt
Organism: Megalopta genalis
Lineage: Eukaryota; Metazoa; Arthropoda; Insecta; Hymenoptera; Halictidae
Source: RefSeq, a predicted model, not a curated record
GAUCUUCUGAAGAAGUUCUUAGGCGAAGAUUGCACGAGAGAAACGGAAGACUCGAAUAACAAAAUGAUUGUUUCGUGGUUCCCUUCAAACGAAGUCACUCCAUUCAGGGGAAUUCCAAUCAUGAAGCGCCAGUUGUGCACUUUGGAUAAGGUCAAUAUUCUUCAACAAAUCAGAUUAAUUCACCUGCAAUUGUGCGCGAUUACGAAAUUGCUGAACAAAAUAUUCGACACUCAGAUGAUGUUCUACUCGAUAGUGAUCAUACAGAGCGUUGUUGGGAUAUUCUAUUAUGUUUACACAGAAAUAGAUUUGGAGUCGCCGUAUGAAUUGAGCUUUUAUGUGCUCGACGCGAUCUACACAUGGCUGAAAGUUGCUGUGACGUGCUACUUCUGCGAGAAGACCGCCAAAGAGGCAAAGCAGAUAAUAUACAUUAUUCACUCGUGCUCCAUACACAAUUCUGACGUCGAGUUGAGAAAUGAGCUCACACAAUUUUACCUGCAAGUCUCACUCGCUGAAAUGGACACCAAUGACACGCAUCUCUUCUGGUUGAACGACGUUUACAUAUUACAGGAAAUGUCACUUUUGAGAAAAAGUAUCACUGAAACAGAUCAGAGCUUAAUGAAACUGGACGUUGUGGUCGACCAUCGGUACAUAUACAUAUGGAUUGUCGGAAUUUGUACUGCGACUGCCUUUAACGGAUUGUCAUUUUGUCUUUUUUAUGUAUACAUGGGAUCCUUACAAGGAAGGAAUGUAAUGACUAUCUUUAGCGAUUUAUUUUUCAAUAUCACGAUGUACAUAGGAGGAAUAGUCGUCUUGGACUUCAUGACGCACGUUUGUUGGCUGGAAAGAGGCUUCAAACGAACGAAUGAUCUUCUGAAGAAGUUCUUCGGCGAAGAUUGCACGACAGAAACGGAAGACUCGAAUAACAAAAUGAUUGUUUCGUGGUUCUCUUCAAACAAAGUCACUCCAUUCAGGGGAAUUCCAAUCAUGAAGCGCCAGUUGUGCACUUUGGAUAAGGUCAAUAUUCUUCAACAAAUCAGAUUCAUUCACCUGCAAUUGUGCGCGAUUACGAAAUUGCUGAACAAAAUAUUCGACACUCAGAUGAUGUUCUACUCGAUAGUGAUCAUACAGAGCGUUGUUGGGAUAUUCUAUUAUGUUUACACAGAAAUAGAUUUGGAGUCGCCGUAUGAAUUGAGCUUUUAUGUGCUCGACGCGAUCUACACAUGGCUGAAAGUUGCUGUGACGUGCUACUUCUGCGAGAAGACCGCCAAAGAGGCAAAGCAGAUAAUAUACAUUAUUCACUCGUGCUCCAUACACAAUUCUGACGUCGAGUUGAGAAAUGAGCUCACACAAUUUUACCUGCAAGUCUCACUCGCUGAAAUGGACACCAAUGACACGCAUCUCUUCUGGUUGAACGACGUUUACAUAUUACAGAGCAUUGGAGGCAUAUUCACCUACUUUCUGAUCAUGAUACAGUGGAGUGGGUCAUUAGGCGUAUUCGGAUCAAAAUCUAAUUUCACCACAUUCAACUGA